This is a messenger RNA of Zingiber officinale, 1317 nucleotides long. RefSeq names its product zinc finger protein ZAT1-like. The record is from RefSeq and is a predicted model, not a curated record. Gene Ontology annotation, biological process: regulation of DNA-templated transcription. The transcript has a single exon. The coding region runs from base 250 to 1149 and encodes 299 amino acids. Lineage: Eukaryota; Viridiplantae; Streptophyta; Magnoliopsida; Zingiberales; Zingiberaceae.
AACUUUUACAAGAGAAGCAACAGCUCACACUUCAUCUUGCAUUAACUCUCUUCUUCUAGUGUUUCUUGACUUUGUUUGCUAAUUCUCUUCCUUCCUCCUGUGGCUUUUAGUUGGCAGAGAGGAGGAGGCUUCUCCUUCUCAGUCAUCACCGCGUCCAACUUUGUUCCUCUGGUGCUCUGUUUCUGAUGAUGGAACAGUGAAAUUGGUCCGGAAGGUUUUUCAAGAUCUCGGCUUUUUGAUUGGGGAAGCAUGGAGAAGCAUAGGUGCAAGCAGUGCUAUCGCCGCUUCGCCAGCGGCCGCGCCCUCGCCGGCCACAUGCGGUCUCACUCUGUGGUAGCCAAGGCCAGCCGCCGCCGUUUCCUUCCCUCCCCCUCGGUUUCCUCGUCCUCCCUUCCUCCCGCGAAGGGGUGCGCGGGCGGCGGGGAGAGUGGGAGGAGGCUGAGCGCUGAGCUGUCGUCCUCCCGCGAGAGCGACGCCGAGUCGUCGCUGAACCGCAGGCCGAAGCGCUUCCGAGGCGUCGACGUGGGGGAUGAGCCGCACAGCUCCGUGUCCGAUGGGUCCGCCGAGGAGGACGUCGCCCGCUGGCUGGUGAUGCUGUCGCGCGAUGCGUGGUCGAGGCGCGAGGCGAAGGGCGAGCCGCAAUCCGGAGGCGGCGAUGGAGGAGGAGAAGAGUGCGAGGUCGGGGAGGAUGGGGGCGGAUCCAGAUCACCGUCGAGGCGACUGAUGGAGUUCCAGUGCGGGACGAGCUGGGCGGCGGCUUGCCAUUCCCAAAAAGCCCACCGCGGCCACAAGAUGGGCGGCAUGAAACACGUGUCAGUUCCCGAUGAGGAUUUCUCCGGCAGCGGCGCCGCCGCCCAUGGACAAGAAGCAAAGCUCUGGGAAUGCCCCUAUUGCAACCGGGUGUUCCGCUCCGGUCAGGCCCUCGGCGGCCACAAAAGAUCCCACCUUUCCUCCUCCGCCGCCAUCGCCACAACCGCUUCGCUCGAAACUCAUCUUCCUAGUCCCCACUCCGCCUUCCCCGCAGCAACCACAGCGGCUUCAAACAACAACGAGACCAGAACCAGAAUAGAUCUCAACCUCCCCGCUCCGCUCGAGGGAGAGGCGGAGCUCUCGGCGCUCUCCGUGGCGAUAGAUUUGGCAAGCAAGUGAAGCGAGCACACAAAAAAGACACCAAUUCAGAGCAAUUGGGGGCAAAUUCUGCUGCGCUAAACGUGAAAUUCCAUCAAGAAAAAAAAAACUUCAUCGUCGAAGUCUCUUACAUCAAGUUCAUACUUUUAUCGCAUUCUUUUGCUGUUUCAGUGAAUCCAGUUUCGUCUA